This is a messenger RNA of Dujonia railenensis, 1188 nucleotides long. The record is from the annotation of a GenBank genome assembly. Lineage: Eukaryota; Fungi; Ascomycota; Pichiomycetes; Serinales; Debaryomycetaceae.
AUGGCUAGUAAUAAUGCUUCAUUGUACUCCAAGGUACUCUCCAAGUGCACUAAUGACAUCCUAAAAAGAAUUGUCAUCACAUGUGGAUUCAAAGCCACCAUUGCCAAAAAAGAUGAAAGAAUCAACUCGAUUAUUUCGGGCUUGAUUCUCACCUCUAGUCUUCCUCCCAAGUUUGAUAUAAUCGGAGUAGAUAUUGGUUUAAAAAACUUUGCUUACUGCAAGCUUGAAAUGGGGCCGACCAAGCCCAAGAUCAUGGAAUGGAAUAAGUUCGAUCUUCACAAAAAAUAUAUAGAGGGAUAUGAACCGAUUUUAAAUUCCAAGUAUGACAGAGAUAAUAUCCUUUCUGAGAAUUUAGUUGACUCUACCAGGUACUUAAGUUACUUGUCCAACAAAAUUAUCACGGAGAUCAUCUUCCCCAGAUCACUAACAGUCCCUGCAAUCGCAGUGAUAGAACAUCAGAGAACAAGGUCAGUGGGCCAGCUGUCAACUCUACCGAACGUUAUGAAUAAUUUCUUGCUCGAGAACAUGCUAUACGCGUCUUUCUAUACCUACCAGAGAGAAGGCAAACAGACAAACGCCGUAACAGGUUCGUUAAUGAACCCAGUCUAUUCACAGAGUAUGGCAUACUUCUGGAUAAACCGAUUCGUCGAAGAAUUGACUGACAACAACAAAAAAUUCAUAGUGAAGCAUUCCAAGAGCAUGAGGACCAAGUUGGUAUACCAUUGGUUAAACAGGGCAUUCCUAAAUGAUGAUAAAACAGCGGCAAAUCGCUCGUAUCCAUUCUCGUUCGAUGCUGAAGUUCCCAAGUUAGACAGUUUAAUCAAUUCGAAAAAGCCUUACAUUUCCCAUGCAAACAAACCAAACAUGCUUUUGCAAAUCUUGCAAAUUGACGAGUGCAACGUCACCAAUUUCAAGAUCGAUGACUUGGUUGAUUCGUUAUUGCAUGCACUUUCUUAUGCUUCAUACCACCAUAAUAAGAUAAAGUUGAUCAAUGUGUUGACCAAGUGUGUUAAGCAAGAGGAAAAAGCAAAAGAACUCAUUCUAGAGUACGUAGAAGAGAGGAAAGAGGACCAGCUAGUUCUAUAUGAGGAUCUAAUCGAGGAAAUGAAAGAACAAGCAGGUAGAGAAAAGAAGAAGAAGGAUAAGAAGAAGAAAAAACCUGAAGAGAAGUUAACCGUCGCCAGUUGA